Amphibalanus amphitrite is the source of this 2469-nucleotide messenger RNA. RefSeq names its product aquaporin AQPAe.a-like. Gene Ontology annotation, molecular function: water channel activity. NCBI's taxonomy places the organism in Eukaryota, Metazoa, Arthropoda, Thecostraca, Balanomorpha, Balanidae. The transcript has 6 exons. The coding region runs from base 102 to 893 and encodes 263 amino acids. Gene Ontology annotation, biological process: transmembrane transport. The record is from RefSeq and is a predicted model, not a curated record. Gene Ontology annotation, cellular component: plasma membrane.
AGCGAGCGCUCUUGUACGCCCGCUCGGCGGCGGCCGGUCAGUGUCGCGCGCGCCUCCGUCCGAGUCAGACCGCUCCCGACCGCUGCCCGCCGUCCGUCGUCAUGGCCUGGUCGACAGUCGAGGAGGCCCUCGGCCUGAAGGAGAUGGUCCGUAACCGGGACCUGUGGAAGGCGCUGCUGGCUGAGUUCCUCGGUACGAUGCUGCUGACGCUCAUCGGCUGCUUCAGCACCAUCGGCUGGGCGGAGGGAGAUGCCAAGGAUCCCUACAUGCCGUCUAUGGUGCAGAUCGCGCUGGCGUUCGGUAUCACCGUGGCUACACUGGCCCAGAGUAUCGGUCACAUCAGCGGAUGCCACAUCAACCCGGCGGUGACGAUGGGCAUGCUGGUGGCGCGUCAGGUCAGCCUCAUGAGGGCCUUCUUCUACAUUGUCGUCCAGUGCAUCGGAGCCAUCGUCGGCUCGGCGCUGCUCAAGGCUCUGACCCCGGAGGACGUACAGGGCUCUCUGGGAAUGACCACCGUCAACCCCAAGCUGACGGCGUUCCAAGGCUUCGGCGUCGAGCUGUUCAUCACGUUCGUGCUCGUGUUCGUCGUGUUCGGCGUGUGUGACGAGGGCCGUGAUGACGUCAAGGGCUCGGCACCGCUGGCCAUCGGUCUCUCCAUCACCGGCUGCCACCUGGGAGCGAUCAAGUACACCGGCUCGUCCAUGAACCCGGCCCGCACAUUCGGGCCGGCUGUGGUGACCGGCAUCUGGGCUAACCACUGGGUGUACUGGGCGGGCCCUCUGGCCGGUGGCAUCAUCGCCGGCCUCGUCUAUACGCAUGCCUUCCGCGCCCGCCACAUGGCUGUCGAGGCGGUCGAGUUGACCGAGGUGAAGCCACAGCGCGCCAGCAAAUAGGCGCUGGCCGUGCAGGUUUACUGGCUGGGACCGAUCUUCGGUGGGUGUCUGGCCGCCAAGAUCUACAAGGACAGUUUCCUGGCCUGCAAGCUGGCGCCUCCUCUCCACAGCAGUGUGCGAGCCAUCCGUGUGGAGGAGCCCGAGCCGGCCACUGUGGCUAUGCCGCCGGAGAAGACGGUUCUCCUGGACGAUGUGGAUGGAAAGGUGGACGAUUCGAAACCCUCCGACCCCGAGAGGACGACCGAUAUCUAGGCUGUCGCCGCGAGAGAGAAUGGUGGGCGUUGGCGUGGGUUAUUGGCAUCGUCCUAAAAACGCAUUUGUGGGACAGUGUUUGGCAUGUUUACAUAUCUGGAUGCUGAACAGUUGACGUUGAAGAUCAGGCGAAUUGCCAGAUUGCUAGUUGCGUAAGGUACCAUCGAGUGUGUCUAUUUAUUUGGAAUCUUAUUUGUAGGCAGUCGGUAGCUUGUUUAUAUAUUUAUCGUGGCGACUAACAACAUCUAGCAAAAUAAUAACUUUUAUAAUUGGAAUAAGAACACGUUACCCUUUACGAAAUGAAACUUACAUUCUGUCGUAAGAAGCACGUAUAUGCUUCCAAAGUAGCUUUUUCAGAGUCACGAGUUGACUUCUGCAAUGUGCACAAACACCAUAUAUGACUUAUCAAAUGUUCCGUGGAAUGGCAGCUUCCACACUGACUUUUCAAUAAUCCGCUUUCUUGUGAAUCCGGGUAUCUUAACAGGCCGAUGCAGCGCGUGCCUUAAGUAAUGACAGAGAAUGUGUAACAUACUCUGAAUUAAACGGUUUGAAAAUGGUUCGGAUGCGCCUUGUGCUGCUUUGUUCAUUGUCGUGAGUGCUUUGUCGUGGUUUACCGCUAUAAACCGAAAUUUGAGCAUUGUACACAUUACGCCGAGAACAGAAUUGUAUGUAACCGCACUACACGAGUAGUAAUUAGACACACAAAACUGAGCAGGCAGGUAUUGUGGGCCUGGAGUGUGGGCGGCGGGGUAUGCGGCUGGCUGGAUGUGAAUGUGGUGUCUUCAAGCAUUGUGUGGUAGGACUAAAUCGGCAAAGAAAACGGCUUUUAUUGACGUAAUUGUCUAGUAAAUCCACUCGAUGCUCACAUUUACGGAGUAUUUCGUCGCCUUUCUAUGGAGUAUUAUAUUCGGCUGGAAUAGCUAAGCUCCUUGUGUUUGAAUGCAUAUAUCCAGUGAGUCUGAAGCUUUUGUGGGGUUAGACGCUAGUCCGGUCUCCUCGGGUCACACAACAAUUCCAGGUGACUUUUGUUAGCUCCGCUAAGCUAUGCUAGAUAGAGUGCGUAGGGUAUCGUGCGUAUGAACUACGUAGGGUGGAGUGUGUGGUGGUUUUUUGUCUGGCCGGUCAUGCUUUACAGUCUCUGGAUAGGCUGUCGUGUGUUUAGUUUAACUUUGCUCGCGUGUACAGGCGUUUUUUGUUUGUGCAGCACUUUCUCCACCGGUCAUGUUUGUAUUGGCGAAACGCGUCUGUAUUUAGGGAUGUACAGAACUGCUGAUUCCCUCGUGCAUGCAGUGUUCGCGUUCAGGAAAUACAUGUAUCCGUAUAA